AUGACUCGAGAGCCCGUGUUCCUCUUGCCACGAAGACCUUGGCCUGUCAGCAUGCCCUUCGCUAUGUCCAGCUGCUGGAGAGUCCCGGACACGCUCAACCUUCCUGCUUCCAGCAUUAGCUCAGGCCCUUCCUUCUGCCAAGACCAGUUCGGGAUUCAGGGUCACUUCCAGGAGUCUCUUCUGUCUCUCCUCCUGGCAGGCGACCUGAGGAUCCUGCUGCCCCCCUCCUUCGAUGAGCACUCCCAGAACGAGUUACGGCUGUUGUUGGAUCAUUGUGGACAGUACAAACAAACUAUAGGGCUGGAUUUCUUUUUGAGAAGGAUAACGUUGCCAGGAAACCUGAAUGUUACUCUUCAAGUUUGGGAUCUAGGAGGACAGACAAUAGGAGGCAAGAUGUUGGAUAAAUAUAUCUAUGGAGCAGAGGGAAUCCUCUUGGUGUAUGAUAUUACAAAUUUUCAAAGCUUUGAGAAUUUAGAAGACUGGUAUUCUGUGGUGAAGAAAGUGAGCGAGGAGUCAGAAACUCAGCCACUGGUUGCCUUGGUGGGCAAUAAAAUUGAUUUGGAGCAUAUGCGAACUGUAAAACCUGAAAAACACUUAAGGUUUUGCCAGGAAAAUGGUUUUAGUAGCCACUUUGUCUCAGCAAAGACAGGAGACUCUGUCUUCCUGUGUUUUCAGAAAGUUGCUGCUGAAAUCCUUGGAAUCAAAUUAAACAAAGCAGAAAUAGAACAGUCACAGCAUAUUGUCAGGGCAGAAAUAGUGAAGUACCCGGAAGAAGAUAAUCGACAUACCAACUCUGCUCAGAGUAGAAUCUGUUCAGUACAGUAG
Molecule: messenger RNA, 825 nt
Organism: Odobenus rosmarus divergens (Pacific walrus)
Lineage: Eukaryota; Metazoa; Chordata; Mammalia; Carnivora; Odobenidae
Product: ras-related protein Rab-28-like
Exons: 2
Coding region: 1-825 (274 amino acids)
Source: RefSeq, a predicted model, not a curated record